Leptinotarsa decemlineata (Colorado potato beetle) is the source of this 1220-nucleotide messenger RNA. Its product is annotated as mitochondrial ribosome-associated GTPase 2. The record is from RefSeq and is a predicted model, not a curated record. NCBI's taxonomy places the organism in Eukaryota, Metazoa, Arthropoda, Insecta, Coleoptera, Chrysomelidae. Gene Ontology annotation, molecular function: GTP binding; GTPase activity; magnesium ion binding. Gene Ontology annotation, cellular component: mitochondrion.
UGUCAAGGUUAAGAAUAAUGUUCUGGUGUUGAAAUUCAACUGCGAAGAAAAUAAAACAAAGUUUUAUAGGAAUAUAUUAGUUCUGAGGAACACUGAAAGAUGUUCAGCAGAACAAAAUUGUCAUUUAAAAUUCUGACUGGAAUCUGUAGAUGCUCUCAGAGCCUUGCACAACCACUGCGAAGCAAAAAACCUAAAUCAACAAAGAACACAUUACAAAGCUUUAUAGAUUUGAAACAACUUCGAGUUUCUGGAGGAUCAGGCGGAGAUGGUUGCAUAUCCUUCAUGUCUAUUUUCCGCAAUGAAUUUGCUGGACCUGAUGGGGGCGAUGGUGGAAAUGGGGGUCAUGUCAUUUUUGAGGCGACAUAUGAUGUUAAGGAUUUGAAGAAUGUUCCUACCAUAGCCAAAGCAACCGACGGAAUCAGGGGUGCUAAUAAAGACUGCCACGGCAGAAACGCAGACCAUUAUAUCAUCAAAGUACCAGUCGGAACGAUAAUAAGGAAUGCUAAAGGAACCGUUGUAGGAGAUUUGUCGAAGGAAGGACUGAUGUUCAUUGCUGCUAGAGGAGGCGCCGGAGGCAGAGGAAAUCACUUUUUUACCACUGCCACUGAACAAGCUCCAAAUAUUUGCGAGUACGGUGCUCAAGGAGAAGACUUAGAGUAUACCAUGGAAAUUAGGAGCAUGGCACACGUUGGCUUGAUAGGAUUUCCAAAUGCAGGUAAAAGCACCCUGCUCAGAGCAAUUUCAAGAGCUAGGCCUAAGGUAGCUCCUUAUCCCUUCACAACACUGAAACCGCAUCUAGGGAUGGUCCAGUAUGAUGAUUAUGAACAAAUAGCAGUUGCCGAUCUUCCUGGGUUAAUUCCAGACUCACACAAAAACAAAGGGUUAGGAAUACAAUUCUUGAGGCACGCUGAGAGAUGUAUGGCUCUUAUAUACAUCAUCGAUAUUUCCUGUUCUGAACCGUGGGAGAAUCUCCAAACUCUACAGUUUGAAUUGUCUCAAUUCAACGAAGACCUCAUAGCAAGGCCCCAACUGGUGAUCGCUAAUAAAAUAGAUUUACCGGAUACUGAAGAGAACAUUACGAAGCUGAAAGAACAUACAGACUUACCUGUUAUUCCUGUCAGUGCCAAAGUGGGGACAAAUGUAUUAGAGUUAUUGAAAGAAAUUAGGAUUAUAUAUAAUGAGUAUAAAGAAGCGAAAGAAGUAAAUGGAGAUUGAGUUUG